Molecule: messenger RNA, 933 nt
Organism: Rhodotorula toruloides NP11
Lineage: Eukaryota; Fungi; Basidiomycota; Microbotryomycetes; Sporidiobolales; Sporidiobolaceae
Product: mitochondrial carrier protein, S-adenosylmethionine transporter
Exons: 5
Coding region: 1-933 (310 amino acids)
Biological process (GO): transmembrane transport
Cellular component (GO): mitochondrial inner membrane
Molecular function (GO): S-adenosyl-L-methionine transmembrane transporter activity
Source: RefSeq, a predicted model, not a curated record
AUGGAUUCGGUGGAAACGGCGCUCUCUCCCGUUCCGUCGACGCCGUUCUCGACCGCCCUCGUCUCCGGAGGACUCGCUGGGACAGCCGUCGACACGCUCUUCUUCCCGAUAGACACGCUCAAGACACGGGCGCAGUCCGAGCAGGGCUUCUUCCGGGCUGGCGGCUUCAGCGGCGUGUACCGCGGGCUGGGCAGCGCGGUCGUGGGCAGUGCGCCUGGAGCCAGUCUCUUCUUCACGAGUUACGAGCUGUCGAAGGAUGCCUUGCCCAAGUUCUUUCCUCGGUUAGGAACGACCGAACUCGCGCCCGUCCUGCACAUGAUCUCCGCUUCUCUGGGCGAAGUCGCGGCGUGUAUGGUUCGCGUGCCGACGGAGGUUGUCAAGCAGCGGAGUCAGACAGGGUCAAAGGGGACACGGAGCUGGGAUGUCGCGAAGACUGUAUGGCGGGGCGAAGGGCUACGAGGAUUCUACCGAGGUUUUGGAUCGACGGUCGCGCGAGAGAUCCCCUUUACCUGCCUCCAGUUCCCGCUCUACGAACGACUCAAACUCCUCGUCACGCAUCGCACCCUCGGUCCCUCCGCUUCCGUAUCUGACCUCCCCGCCUGGCAAGCUGCGGCAUGCGGGUCCAUCGCCGGUGGUGUCGCAGCGGGACUGACGACGCCGUUGGACGUGGCGAAAACGAGGAUCAUGUUGGCGAAUCAAACUUCCUCCGAGUUCCCCGCGGCACCCGCGCGACGCCCGCUCGCCCUGCUCCCGACGCUCCGGCGAAUCUACACGCACGAGGGCGCCUCCGCCCUCUUUGCCGGUGUCGUCCCGCGUGUGGUGUGGAUUAGCAUGGGCGGAGCGGUGUUUCUGGGUGUGUACGAGAAAGCAAAGGCGGUGUUGAGAGCGACGCGGACCGAACGACAGGAAGGGAGAGGGACUGACUGGAAGUAG